Molecule: messenger RNA, 2120 nt
Organism: Rana temporaria (common frog)
Lineage: Eukaryota; Metazoa; Chordata; Amphibia; Anura; Ranidae
Product: trichohyalin-like
Exons: 2
Coding region: 143-1717 (524 amino acids)
Source: RefSeq, a predicted model, not a curated record
AUUCUCAGAAUGAUAUAAAAAUCUUCUACUGUCUUCAUCAUUCCCCCGAAUCUCAUCCCCUCCAUUACACAGCAACUCCACUCUGAGGACUGAUGGGAUCGGUUCUUUGCCUGUGUAUUAAUGAGGAAUACAAACCCAACGUAUGGAUAGGCAGGAGGAGAGCCAACGUAUGGAUAGGCAGGAGGAGAGCCAACGUAUGGAUAGGCAGGAGGAGAGCCAACGUAUGGAUAGGCAGGAGGAGAACCAACGUAUGGAUUGGCAGGAAGAGAGCCAACGUAUGGAUUGGCCGGAGGAGAGCCAACGUAUGGAUUGGCCGGAGGAGAGCCAACGUAUGGAUAGGCAGGAGGAGAGCCAACGUAUGGAUAGGCAGGAGGAGAGCCAACGUAUGGAUAGGCAGGAGGAGAGCCAACGUAUGGAUAGGCAGGAGGAGAGCCAACGUAUGGAUAGGCAGGAGGAGAGCCAACGUAUGGAUUGGCAGGAGGAGAGCCAACGUAUGGAUUGGCCGGAGGAGAGCCAACGUAUGGAUUGGCCGGAGGAGAGCCAACGUAUGGAUAGGCAGGAGGAGAGCCAACGUAUGGAUAGGCAGGAGGAGAGGCAACGUAUGGAUAGGCAGGAGGAGAGCCAACGUAUGGAUAAGCAGGAGGAGAGCCAACGUAUGGAUAGGCAGGAGGAGAGGCAACGUAUGGAUAGGCAGGAGGAGAGCCAACGUAUGGAUAGGCAGGAGGAGAGCCAACGUAUGGAUAGGCAGGAGGAGAGCCAACGUAUGGAUAGGCAGGAGGAGAGCCAACGUAUGGAUAGGCAGGUGGAGAGCCAACGUAUGGAUAGGCAGGUGGAGAGCCAACGUAUGGAUAGGCAGGUGGAGAGCCAACGUAUGGAUAGGCAGGUGGAGAGCCAACGUAUGGAUAGGCAGGUGGAGAGCCAACGUAUGGAUAGGCAGGUGGAGAGCCAACGUAUGGAUAGGCAGGUGGAGAGCCAACGUAUGGAUAGGCAGGUGGAGAGCCAACGUAUGAAUAGGCAGGUGGAGAGCCAACGUAUGGAUAGGCAGGUGGAGACCCAACGUAUGGAUAGGCAGGUGGAGACCCAACGUAUCGAUAGGCAGGUGGAGAGCCAACGUAUGGAUAGGCAGGUGGAGAGCCAACGUGUGGAUAGGCAGGAGGAGAGCCAACGCGUGGAUAGGCAGGAGGAGAGCCAACGCAUGGAUAGGCAGGAGGAGAGCCAACGCAUGGAUAGGCAGGAGGAGAGCCAACGCAUGGAUAGGCAGGAGGAGAGCCAACGCAUGGAUAGGCAGGAGGAGAGCCAACGCAUGGAUAGGCAGGAGGAGAGGCAACGCAUGGAUAGUCAGGAGGAGAGGCAACGCAUGGAUAGGCAGGAGGAGAGGCAACGCAUGGAUAGGCAGGAGGAGAGGCAACGCAUGGAUAGGCAGGAGGAGAGGCAACGCAUGGAUAGGCAGGAGGAGAGGCAACGUAUGGAUAGGCGGAAGGAGAGGCAACGUAUGGAUAGGCGGGAGGAGAGGCAACGUAUGGAUAGGCGGGAGGAGAGGCAACGUAUGGAUAGGCGGGAGGAGAGCCAACGUAUCGAUAGGCAGGAGGAGAGCCAACGUAUCGAUAGGCAGGAGGAGAGCCAACGUAUCGAUAGGCAGAAGGAGAGCCAACGUAUCGAUACAAAGGGUGGGAUCCUGUGUAUUGAUUCAUUGGCUCUAGUACCCCCUAAAACGUAACCGAGCUCUGAGCCUCAGCUCUCACGGGUCUCUUCUUUCUUAUUAGCUGAGACUACAGUGGCAGCCAUUGGCUCCCGCUAAUGUCGAUCACAGCCAAUGAGCCAAUACGGAGAGAGCGAGGGCAAGGCCGAGCCACGCCCUGUGUGUGAAUGGACACACGGAGUAGGAGCUCGGGUGUGAAGCAUGCUAAGUUGCCCCCAUAGCAAGCUGGUGGGAGGAGCCAGUAGCGCCAGCGUGGAUCGGGGCUGCUCUGUGCAAAACCAUUACAGAGCAGGGAAGUAUAACAUAAAAAAAUAAAUAAAUGAACCUCUUUAUAUGGCUUUAAGAUUGGUUUUACCUUCGUCACAAAGGGGUUAAACUUCUCAGGUGAGAUUUUCUUUAUUUGGGGGAUGGGGGAGUAUAU